Molecule: messenger RNA, 2333 nt
Organism: Caenorhabditis angaria
Lineage: Eukaryota; Metazoa; Nematoda; Chromadorea; Rhabditida; Rhabditidae
Source: the annotation of a GenBank genome assembly
CUGGUUCAUUUAAUCAUUUAUUUUUUUGAGUAUAGUUUAACAAAUGUAAGUCGACUGAAAAAAAAACCAACUUACAACCUAGCUGGAGAUCUUCAGCUGACUGCAAUGCUUCAAAAUUUGAAUUCAAGCCACAAUUUUUGUUCUGAAGAUACAGAUAAAGUGAAAAAAGAUGUUGAGGAGAAGAGUGAGAAGAUUUAUCAAGAUAUUUUGAAUUAUUGCCAGUGAGUUGGGUUACUGUAGAUUUUAAAAACAAAAUUAAUUUCAGUGAAUUUCAAACAAAUUUCAUCGAUGAUCAAUUUCCUCAUUGUGCUCGAAGUAUAGGAGUUUUUGAAAAAGAGGAGAAAAGUAAGACUUUUAAAUACCCGAUUUUGAAAAUAUAAAACAUUUCUAAAAUCGGGUCCAAUUCCCGCAUUUUGAACUUUUGAAACUUAUUUGAAAAUAAUUAGAUCAAAUUGUUGAUUCGAUCCAAUGGAUUGAACCAAAUCACAUUGUCACCGAUGAUGAUGGUCCAUGGACAGUUUUGAAUAAUCCAACCCCAUCAGAUAUUGAACAAAGCGCAUUAGUAGGGGAUUGUUGGUUAAUGUGUGCAAUGGCUGUAAUUGCUGAAAGACCAAAUAUAUUGGAUGAUAUAUUUCCAUCAAAAGAAUAUUCACUUCAAGGAGUUUAUCGUGUUAAACUUUGUAUAGAAGGAGAAUGGAAAAUUAUAAUUGUUGAUGAUUAUUUGCCAUGUUAUGAAGGAAAUGAAAUGGCAAUGGCUGUUGGAAGAAGAAAUCAAUUAUGGGUUCCAUUGAUUGAAAAAGCUGCAGCAAAAGCGGUUGGAAGUUAUGCGAUGCUUCAUGGUGCUUUAGUUACACAGGGAUUAUCAAUGUUAACUGGAGCAGCUUGUGAUCAUUACAGUACUCCAGAAGAUGAAGCUGAUGUUGAAACAUUUUGGGGAAGACUGAUUAGCGCGAAAUUUUCGGGAUUUAUAAUGUGUUGUAGUAUUGGGAAAGACGGAGAGAUUAAAGAUGAAGAACUUCGUGCAAAAGGUCUUUUGGAAAAUCAUGCCUAUUCAAUUCUUGAUGUUGAUGAUCAAUAUGGUUUUCGUCUUUUGCGAAUCAGAAACCCAUGGGGUCGUUUUGUUUGGAAUGGAGAUUGGUCAAAUAAUUGGCCUAAUUGGCCAGCUGAAAUGAGGGAUAAUUUAUUAACGAAUAGAAUACAAGAAACAGGCGCAUUUUGGAUUGAACUUGGUGAUUUUAUAAAAAUGUUUGAAUCUGUCACAAUUUGCAAACUUCGCUCGAAUUGGAACGAGUUUCGACACAGUCAGAUUAUUGGAAUCGAUCAACCAACUAUUCAACUCAAUGUGUUUGAAACUUGUGAAAUAUCUCUGGAGGCUUUUCAAAAAGGAUCAUUUGCCAUGAAAACUGAUAAUUUGGUGAGUUGACAUUGAAUGGGAAGUUAUUGAACAAUCAAUAUCUGAUACUUUCAUCAUUAGAUAACACUAAUGUUUUUCUUUGAGUCAAAAAAGCGCCUAGAAGAACAUUAUUUAUGAAACUUUUUUUCAGAACGAUAUGAUGUUCAGUCUGCAUCGAAUUUCAACAGAUGGUGAGAUUGGUGCAAUGAUUGGACGAUCGUCAAGAAUCGCAAAAUCUCACCUAAGCAUUUCUGAGUUUCUCCUAAACCCUGGACAAUAUGUUAUAAUGUGUUUUAAUCUGAAAAACGAGAAUAAGAAGUCAUUAAUCAUGAACAUCGUAUGCCAUUCUUCCAAGCCAAUAUUCUGUGAAACAAUCAGACAAACUUCUAAAAUGCUCAAUCGUGCCAUAAGAAAAAUUGUGUUAAAAGAUGGAAUUGUAGUCAACGAUAUGGUAAGAAUUAUUUAUCAGUUAAAAAAAAACUUAUACUUAUUUUCUGUAAUUUCAGCAAUCGGGAACAGCCAUCCGAACUCUGACUCAUAAGUUUUGCGGGAUGAUAAUUAUGGCGGAUAACUUUUUGAAUAAUCGCUGGCUUCAUUUAAGAAUUGAUUGCAGCGAAUCAAUAAAUAUUCAAUCAACUCGAAAUUCACUCGAAACAAAUGAUAUUAUUCCACCAAUGUCAUAUGGUAUUGUGCAAGUUUUGUCGAAAAUUGAUGAAAUGAGCCAAUUUGGAGUGAAGUAUAAAUUGAAGGUAUAAUUAUUCUAUUACUUCUGAAAAAGAAAUCAUUUCGGAAUUUUCAGAAAAAAAUCCGUCGAAGGGAAUAUUUUGAUCCUAAUGUAAUUUACGAGGCUUCAAUUAUUCCGGACCUUCAAAAUUAUCCACUUCUCGAUGAUUCGGACCUGAUUCACACUUCUCACUCGCUCUUCUGUGACACUGAAUGA